GCCAAGUGUUAAGUAAAGUAAGGGUUUACCACAUCAGUUAUCACCAAAAGGAAUGGCUGAAGAAGAAGGGCGUGGUGAGUUCACAGAGGAUGGAACUGUGGAUCUCAGAGGAAACCCUGUUCUUAGAUCCAAGAGAGGUGGUUGGACUGCUUGUUCCUUUAUUGUUGUGUAUGAGGUGUUUGAGAGGAUGGCUUACCAUGGAAUAUCAUCUAAUCUGGUGGUCUACUUAACAAAGAAGCUUCACCAGGGAACCGUUGCCUCUGCCAACAACGUUACCAACUGGACCGGUACCGUAUGGAUGACUCCGAUCCUCGGUGCCUACAUCGCCGAUGCCCAUCUCGGCCGCUAUUGGACCUUCGUCAUUGCUUCUUCCAUAUAUAUCUCGGGUAUGUGUUUGCUAACUCUGGCUGUUUCACUACCAGCACUGAGACCUCCUCAUUGCCACCAAGUAGAUGUUAAUUCAUGCAAACAUGCUUCACCAUUACAAUUGGGUGUCUUCUACUCUGCACUUUACAUAUUAGCAAUUGGAACUGGUGGAACAAAGCCCAACAUCUCCACCAUUGGUGCUGAUCAAUUUGAUAAUUUCCAUCCAAAGGAGAAAACCCAUAAACUCUCCUUCUUCAAUUGGUGGAUGUUUAGUAUCUUCUUUGGUACACUCUUUGCUAAUACCUUCCUUGUUUACAUUCAAGACAAUGUGGGCUGGACUCUUGGUUAUGGGCUUCCAACAAUUGGGCUUAUAAUAUCUGUUUUGAUCUUUCUUGCUGGUACACCAUUCUAUAGACACAAGUUACCCACUGGAAGUCCCUUCACUAGAAUGGCCAGAGUCAUUGUGGCUUCCUUAAGGAAAUGGAGAGUACCUAUCCCUUCUGAUCCUAAACAACUUUAUGAGCUUGAUUUACAGGAAUAUGCUUCUAAAGGAAAGUUUAGGAUUGAUUCCACAAAUACCUUAAGGUUACUCAACAAGGCCUCUGUGAGAACAGCUUCAAACUCUCCAUGGAUGCUAUGCUCUGUUACCCAAGUGGAGGAGACAAAGCAGAUGCUCUGUAUGAUCCCGAUUCUUAUCGCAACCUUCGUGCCAAGCACCAUGCUUGCUCAAAUCAAUACUCUUUUUGUCAAGCAAGGUACAACCCUAGAUAGAAGUAUUGGGAAUUUCUCUAUUCCCCCUGCAAGCUUAACCGCAUUCGUAACGAUAUCAAUGCUUGUUUGUGUCGUGAUUUAUGAUCGAUUCUUCGUUAAAAUGAUGAGAAGAUGGACUAAGAAUCCAAGGGGGAUUACACUUCUUCAGAGAAUGGGGAUUGGACUUCUUCUUCACAUAAUAAUCAUGCUAAUUGCAUCUCUAACUGAGAGAAGGAGACUAAGUGUGGCUAAACAACAUGGUUUAGUAGAAAAUGGAGGGACAAUUCCACUAUCCAUAUUCAUUUUACUCCCUCAAUUCAUUCUUAUGGGAACAGCAGAUGCAUUUUUAGAGGUUGCGAAGAUCGAAUUCUUCUACGAUCAGGCGCCGGAGAGUAUGAAGAGUUUGGGGACUUCUUAUGCCAUGACAAGUCUAGGGAUAGGCAAUUUCCUUAGCAGUUUCCUUCUUUCAACAGUUUCUAGCAUUACAAAGAGUGAUGAUGGCCACAAAGGAUGGAUUCUAAAUAAUCUCAAUGCCUCUCAUUUAGACUACUACUAUGCAUUCUUUGCAGUACUAAACAUACUAAAUUUCAUCUUCUUUGCUAUGGUGACCAAGUUUUAUGUUUACAAAGCAGAUACAUCUGAACAAAUCAAUGGAAAUGCUUAGAGA
This is a messenger RNA of Telopea speciosissima, 1783 nucleotides long. RefSeq names its product protein NRT1/ PTR FAMILY 5.2-like. The transcript is spliced from 4 exons. NCBI's taxonomy places the organism in Eukaryota, Viridiplantae, Streptophyta, Magnoliopsida, Proteales, Proteaceae. Gene Ontology annotation, molecular function: dipeptide transmembrane transporter activity; tripeptide transmembrane transporter activity. Gene Ontology annotation, biological process: dipeptide transport; transmembrane transport. The record is from RefSeq and is a predicted model, not a curated record. Gene Ontology annotation, cellular component: membrane. Bases 53 to 1780 code for a protein of 575 amino acids.